AUGGAGUCGCUGAAGGUGCACAAUUCUUUGUCGCCCGGCCAGCCCGUGCCUUUCGAACCCGUCGAGAAAGGGAAAAUUACCUGGUACGCCUGCGGGCCCACAGUCUACGAUAAGAGCCAUCUCGGUCACGCCCGCAACUAUGUGUCGACAGACAUUAUUCGGCGCAUUCUCAUGCACUACUUUGGUGCGGAUCUCAAGUUUGUCAUGAACAUCACCGACGUCGAUGACAAGAUCAUCAUCAAAGCCAGGAGACAACGACUCCUCGACCUCGAGAAGAAGAAGACGUAUACAGAAGAAGAACUCAACAAACUCGCCCUCGCAGCGUUCCGUGCCUAUGCCGAGAAAAGUCUCCCCCUGCUAGUCGCGGCCGACGGCCAGGAGGAGCUCGACGAGAAGAACUACUUUGCACGGCGGGACAAGUGCUACGGAUCAGUGUUGGCAGGCGGAACCCUGUCCGGGGAGGGCAAGCCCGGGGACGACGAGGCCAAGGCCAGGAUGCACAUCAGCAACAUGGACUCGGCGGCAUUUGCCAUUCAAGACAACAAAAUCUUCCCGGGGGCCGACGAAGUGCUGCUGCCCUAUCUCGACUCGCUGUACAAGGAGACGAUCGACACGAGCGACCAGACCAUCUUCACGGACCUCACGCAAAGCAUGGAGCGCCUCUUCUUCGAGGACAUGGACGCCCUGAACGUCCUCCGUCCCGACGUGAUCACGCGCGUCACCGAGUACGUCCCCCAAAUCGCCCAAUUCGUCGAGCGCAUCGUCGACAAGGGCUUCGCGUACGAGUCGGACGGGUCUGUCUACUUUGACAUCUCGGCGUUCGAGAAGGCCGGGAAUACGUACGCGCGACUACGUCCGGGGAACAGGAACGACAAGGCCCUGCAAGAGGACGGGGAGGGUGCGUUGUCCAAGAACCUAGGCGAGAAGAAGAACGAGGGCGACUUUGCGCUGUGGAAGAAGUCCAAGAAGGGAGAGCCGUAUUGGCCGAGCCCUUGGGGCGACGGCCGACCGGGAUGGCACAUUGAGUGCUCGGUCAUGGCGUCGGACAUUCUGGGCGCGCAGAUGGACAUCCACUCCGGAGGCAUUGACUUGGCGUUCCCUCAUCACGAUAAUGAGCUGGCGCAAAGCGAAGCCUACUUUUGCGAACCGGGCAAGGGGGAGCACUCUUGGGUCAGGCACUUCCUGCACAUGGGUCACCUGUCGAUAUCCGGAUCCAAGAUGUCCAAGUCUCUCAAGAAUUUCCAGACCAUCCAGGACGCCCUCGCUACCACGUAUACAUCGAGGAGCAUGCGGGUGGUCUUCUUGCUGGGCAAGUGGAAUGACGGCGUGGAAAUUUCGCCGGAUAUGAGGGCCCAAGGCGCCAGCUGGGAAAGCACGCUCACGAAUUUCUUUUCCAACGUCAAGGCGCUCCUCCGGGACUCCGAGUCUCUGGAAAACGGUGUGAGGUCACUGUCAGUCGCCGGAGAGGGUCCCAAAGAGGGGCUGGCUGCGGACCUCGAGAAGGCACAGAGCGAAAUGCAUACGGCGCUUUCGAAUUCCUUCGACACUCCCCAGGCGAUGCGCAUUAUCCAGGAGCUCGUGGGUACGGCAAACAACUACCUGACAUCCGAGGCCAGUCUUCCUGCGCUGGAAGCCGUUGCUCGGUGGAUUACGAAAAUGGUGGGCAUCUUCGGUCUCGAUGAGAAUGCGCAGGUACCUUACGAUGGCCUGGGCUGGGCUUCCAAGCCUCAAGACGCCAGCGUCGACCUCAAGGAGGCCGCCUCCUUGCCAUCCCACGCCAGUGCUUACCAGACCGUGGUGGCCGAUGUCAAGGCGUUGGACCUGGCUUCAGAUUCGCUCUCGGCGCUCGUCAACGAGCAAGACCCCGACGCGGAAUUCGCGGCGGCAGUAGAACGCGGCGUCCGUGACGUGGAGGAACUGGCGCUGCCGUACGCAAGAGCAGUCUCCAAGCUGCGCGACGAGCUGCGGAGGGCAGUGUCGUCUGCAUCGCCGGACGUGAAGAAGGCGGUUCUGUCGCUGACGGACCGCAUCCGUGACGAGGAUCUGACGAACCUCGGCAUCUACCUCGACGACAGGCCCGAGGGCAAAGCGGCGCUCAUCAAGUUCGUGCCGGCGAGCGAACUGAUCGCCAUGCGCAACGAGAAGCUAGCGAAAGAGGCGGAGAAGGCACGGGCGAAGGAGGAGGCUAAGCGGGCACGCGAACAGGCCGAGAGGGAGAAGUGGGAGAAGGCCAAGGUGUCCCCGACGGAGAUGUUCAAGUCGGACGACAAGUAUGCCGAGUGGGAUGCGGAGGGUUUGCCCACCAAACUCAAGGAUGGCAGCGAGUUGCCGAAGAGCCAAGCCAAGAAGCUACAAAAAGAGUGGCAGAGACAGAAGAAAGCGCACGAAGAAUACUUGACCAAGUUUGGAGGACGGAAAGCUUGA
Messenger RNA from Sodiomyces alkalinus F11, 2424 nucleotides. Its product is annotated as cysteinyl-tRNA synthetase. Gene Ontology annotation, biological process: cysteinyl-tRNA aminoacylation. The transcript is spliced from 3 exons. Gene Ontology annotation, cellular component: cytoplasm. The record is from RefSeq and is a predicted model, not a curated record. The coding region runs from base 1 to 2424 and encodes 807 amino acids. Lineage: Eukaryota; Fungi; Ascomycota; Sordariomycetes; Glomerellales; Plectosphaerellaceae. Gene Ontology annotation, molecular function: cysteine-tRNA ligase activity; ATP binding.